CAGAGGCGUAUCACCGACAUUCUCUCGCUGCGGAAGCCACUUUCCGGGCUCCAGCCAUGCUCCCACUCCCAAAGACCUCAGCGCCAUGGUCUCGACGAUCUAUUCUCUUCGGAUUUCUAGAAUCAUACAACGUCAUCCACACAAGGAAUGGCAGGCGUCGGUCUUUCGGAAUUACCAUACAUUUUCGGUCUUCUAGUGCGUGAAACAUUGAUAUUUAUGCUCCCACUCCUCGAGCUUGUUUCCUUCCCAGCAACAAACCCCAGAGCAUUUCUUUGAUACCCCCAAGCUCAACACACUUUCUUCUUUCAUACACCUUCAAAAGAAAAGUUACAAUCACAAUGGCACCAGUCGCUGUAUCUCCUGAAUCCCCGGUGUUUAACACCAAGCGUGACGGACAGGCUCUCGAGGAGCUGUCGGACGCUAUUGACAAUGUCAACGUCCUCAAGGACAAUAUGAAGAAGGAGAAGGGUCUGUACGAAGAGUCCGAGUUUGACAAGAACAAGGACAAGACCAAGUUCCGUCAAUACGAAGACGCCUGCGACCGGGUCAAGAACUUCUACAAGGAACAGCACACCAAGCAGACCGUGGCCUACAAUCUCAAGGCCCGCAACGAGUUCCACUCCAAGACCCGUGCGGAGAUGACCAUCUGGGAGGCGAUGGAGAAGCUCAACACCCUCAUCGACGAGUCCGACCCGGACACCAGCCUCUCUCAGAUCGAGCACCUCCUGCAAUCCGCCGAGGCCAUUCGCCGCGAUGGCAAGCCCCGCUGGAUGCAGCUGACCGGUCUCAUCCACGACCUGGGCAAGCUGCUCUACUUCUUCGACGCCCAGGGCCAGUGGGAUGUCGUCGGAGACACCUUCCCCGUCGGCUGUGGUUUCGAUGAGCGCAUCAUCUACGGCCGUGAGUCCUUCAAGGACAACGAGGACUUUGGCCACCCCAUCUACGACACCAAAUUCGGAAUCUACAGCCCCGGCUGCGGCCUCGACAACGUCAUGCUCUCCUGGGGUCACGACGAAUACCUCUACCACGUCGUCAAGGACCAGUCCACUCUCCCGGACGAGGCCCUCGCCAUGAUCCGCUACCACUCGUUCUACCCCUGGCACAACGCCGGCGCUUACCACGAGCUGAUGAACGACCACGACAAGGAGAUGUUCAAGGCUGUCAAGGCAUUCAACCCAUACGACCUGUACAGCAAGAGCGACGAUGUCCCCAGCCCUGAGGAACUCAAGCCAUACUACCUCGACCUGAUCGACGAAUACUUCCCCAACAAGGUGAUCAAGUGGUAGAGCAUUGAUAUGAUGUAUGAUUUUGACUGGAUGAUUAUAUGUAUUGCUUCUUCUUACCACAUUUUUGCUUCUUAUUCCCCCUUUACCCUCCUAGCAUGCACGCAAGCGAUGAUCUACGACCUACUGCAGUCACUUUUGAAUUCAAAGAAUGGGAUUGAUUCCCUUUUCCUCCUCCAAUAGAUUUCUUGCCCUUUUUCCACACUGUAUUUCCAUCGAUAGAGUCGUCAAAACCCACACAUCCCCCUGAGAAAGAAGCACACGAACACAAUAGCUCAGAUCAGAGAUCUAAAGAAACAAGCAUCUACCCCUCAUCUACCAAAUACUGAACACCCAUAGCAAAUUAGACUACUAUCCCCAUCGGUUAAUAAAUCCAAC
Messenger RNA from Aspergillus welwitschiae, 1661 nucleotides. Its product is annotated as inositol oxygenase. The transcript has 2 exons. Gene Ontology annotation, molecular function: inositol oxygenase activity; iron ion binding. The record is from RefSeq and is a predicted model, not a curated record. Bases 339 to 1286 code for a protein of 315 amino acids. Gene Ontology annotation, cellular component: cytoplasm. NCBI's taxonomy places the organism in Eukaryota, Fungi, Ascomycota, Eurotiomycetes, Eurotiales, Aspergillaceae. Gene Ontology annotation, biological process: inositol catabolic process.